Molecule: messenger RNA, 2777 nt
Organism: Periophthalmus magnuspinnatus
Lineage: Eukaryota; Metazoa; Chordata; Actinopteri; Gobiiformes; Gobiidae
Gene: tpbg1b
Product: trophoblast glycoprotein a
Exons: 2
Coding region: 247-1350 (367 amino acids)
Biological process (GO): negative regulation of canonical Wnt signaling pathway
Cellular component (GO): plasma membrane
Molecular function (GO): protein binding
Source: RefSeq, a predicted model, not a curated record
AGAGAAGAAGCGACGCCCCGCUUUGCCACUGCAAAGGAUCAAAAGCCCCCUCACUUCACCACGACCCCAGUUCUGUUCUCAUGGAAAUCAGAGCGCACACUUUCAGCGGAGCCGCAAAGUUGAAGCGCAUUCUCAACCGGGACAACAUACGGUGAUGAUGAAGGAUUCAAAGAGCUAAUCGUGUGAUCAAUACUCUUGCAGCCUACGUGCUUUUACUUUUUGGAAAAUUGCAGAGUUCUUUGCAACAUGCUGGACUUGGCGCGGUGCUUUUUCUUUUGCGCGCUUCUUGCGUCCGUUUACGCGGCGUGUCCUUCGCGUUGCGAGUGCUCCGAGGCAGCUCACACCGUGAAGUGUGUCUCCAAAGAUCUCAGGAGUAUCCCGACAGGCAUCCCGGGCUACACGAGGAAUCUGUUCAUCACAGGCAAUCAGAUCGGCCGAAUUGGACCUGAGUGUUUUAUUGGUCUGGAGAAUGUCACAACGCUUUCAUUGAGCAAUAACAGAAUCUCCGAGGUUGAAUCCCAAACCUUCUCAAGACUCCGCAGCCUGCGCUCUUUGGACCUGAGCAACAACCAGCUGGCUGUCAUCCACCCCGAGGCCUUCACCGUCCAGAACCAGUCUCUGCGGGAGCUCAACCUCAGCCGGGCUCUCUACAACCACUCCUCUGUCAUGGACCUGGCCACCUCUCUGCGUUGGAGCUCGCUGGGUGCUCUGCAAGUGUUGGACCUAUCCCACAACAGCCUCAUUCUACUCCCCGCUCGCAUCUUCUCCCACCUGACCAACUUGCGCCGUCUGCAGCUGUCCAACAACUCUCUGGUAGCCAUCCACAACUCCACAUUCCAGGGUUUGGAGAGGCUUGAGGAACUUGAUUUGUCCCUCAACGCUCUUAAAACCGUCCCGGAGGAGGGUGUAAGGGAGUUGGACAACAUCCCGGGAACAACGCUGGUGCUUGGGGACAAUCCAUUUAUGUGCAAGUGCGGGAUUGAACCCUUCACUUUGUGGGUCAAUAAAUCACAAGCGCGCAUUCGGGACGUCGAUGGACUUGUGUGUGCGUUCCCAGUCAGUAUGAGGAAUACGUCUCUGCUAGAGGCGGGGAAGCUAACUCUAGGGUGUCACCAGAGAGAUGCAGGGGGAGAUUUGGCGCUGCAGACUUCAUAUGUGUUUUUGGGACUCGUCUUAGGCUUAAUCGGACUCAUAUUUCUUUUCGUUCUUUACCUAAAUCGAAAGGGAAUCAAGAAGAGGAUCUAUGAUAUGCGGGAUGCGUGCAGGGAGGUGUGGGAGGGCUACCACUACCGCUUUGAGAUAGAGUCCGACCCGAGACUAUCGCAGGUGUCCACAGCUGCUGAUGUGUGACAAAGACUUUUUAUAAUGCAUUUUAUCGCCAUCAAAUGUAAAAAGUGUACAGUGUAAAUACAUAUACUAUUUGAUAUACGCAUGCGCUGUUAAGUGUUACUUUACUCAAACGUUCAACAAGGAACAGGUCAAUUUGAUGCUGUACCUUUAAGACAUUUCUACAUUAUCCAAGGGAGUGGAAAUAAAGGCAACAAGUUGGGUUUUAUAUCAAAUAUUUAAAACUAUUGAAAAUGUAUUGUCAUUCAAGACUAGUCAGCCCUUUAGUGCUGCAAGAACAGUUUUUAUAAUACACAAACAACGUCAAUUUUAGUGCAGGGUAACUUAUGAAGACAAGCAUAGUUUCUUUCCUAAUCAAGUUAUACCACAUAAGACACAACUGAAUGGUAAUAGUUGUACCAUACCAAAUGAAAUGUGUCUUUUGUAUGCAAGAACUUUUCCUAUUUCUGUGAAUGUUAUCUCAUUAAUAGUGACAACCCAUGCCAACACCCUUACAGGUUCCCUUGUAUGACUUUCAGACCUCUUUCUAAAUGCAAACACACGUUUUAUAGUAAACCAGCAGAAGUGCCUGAACUGACAGCAGUAAACUGAACUCAUUUUCUCCAAUGGCACGCUGAUUUAUAGUCCCACUUUUGGUAUUGUUCUCAUAUUUAACCAAUACAAAGGCGUCAAAGGGCUGCAAUAAAUUCCUGACGCUCCGAAAACAAACCUGCGGGAAUUCUAAGCACAAUCACUCAUUUAUCUUUAAACCAUCUCGCGCUCUUUGGUACCCAGCCUCUAAACCGCGGGGUGCCAGAUUGGAAUUAAGUCCUCUAAAGAAAACUCUAAAAACCUCACGGCCUCACUGCUAUUUUGGCUGGUGGACAGGACGAGGGGACAAUCUGAGACAGCGGAAAUCUGCAAGCCCCCUCUACUUUUUUUUUUUUUUUCAUGAAACGUUGCUUUGUUUCAACUGCUGGGUUUUUAUUGUCAGAAUGAUGAGAACCAGAGACCGCUGAAAGCAAUCUCCCUCCUCCUCCUCAAAGACAACAGCCGCUCUGGUAAAGGCACUUUGAAGAAACGCCUGGCCUCUCCACGUUUUUCUGUUUAAGAGGAUUUUUUUCUCCCCUCCCAAUGAUAAGAUACAGAUGAUUCCGAAACACCAGCGACAUUGUUUCAUUUGGCGGUUUGAAAAGCACUGUUCAUAAAAGUGCACAUGACGACAACUAUUUCUGCGGUGACCUUUUUGAUGUGACAGCGCGUGGGGAGGAGGUGGCUGGAGCUGUUCCACAUGUUUAUUGCCCAAAGUAGUAAUUCUUCAGCUGGAGGCGCAUCCUUUUAUACAAACCCAAAGUUGCAUCUUCUCCUUAUCAAGGCUCCUCUGAUGGCAAUCCAGAACUGUUUAUAAAGCACAUUUACUGCAUGUACGGGUGAAAUAAAUGUUCAGAAAG